This is a messenger RNA of Priapulus caudatus, 965 nucleotides long. RefSeq lists its product as uncharacterized. Bases 280 to 861 code for a protein of 193 amino acids. The transcript is spliced from 5 exons. The record is from RefSeq and is a predicted model, not a curated record. NCBI's taxonomy places the organism in Eukaryota, Metazoa, Priapulida, Priapulimorpha, Priapulimorphida, Priapulidae.
UAGGCGAGCGAGCGUGCGUUGCCGCAUUUUGACGCGAAAGUGAACUUGAAUAUCUCGUACUGUGAGAGUAUUUCCCGUUUGCAGUGUGCGUGUGUGUGUGUGUGUGUUUGUGUGUGCUCGCUCUGCAAGCGGUGGUGCCAGCCUCAAACGCGGACACCUAUUAGCACGUCGGCGAAAUAGAUCAUAAUGCAAGCUCCCAUCUAGCCCUCUUCAUUCGUGUUUUCACCGACUUUUACUUGAAGAACAUUUAGGGUGAUCGAGCUGGUAGUUUCUAGCAAAAUGGCAAUCACGAGAUUGUGUAUGGUGUGGUUUUGUUACGUGGUUGUACUCAGUUUGCUGACUCACCGAAAAUCAAGCGUCGAAGGCACCGAAAAUAUGCACGAUCUGACAUUGGUAUCGUUAGGCCUGUCCAAGCACACCAUGCAGCUGCAGCCGUCGGAGUCGGCGUUUCUCAGGGGUAAGAGAGAAGCUGGGUUCUCGCUGGAAGACAUCCUACGCGCGGACGCCGUGCGACAGGAUCACGUGCGCGACAGACGACAGGUUGUCGACGACUGCUCAUCAUGUAUCGAGCCACCAAUAGCCAUGUGUGAAAGCACGACACGUACAAAGUUUCCAACACAUCUCGAAGACAUAUUUGGAAGCACCCAAAGAAUACUGAAUAUACCUGGUAUCUUUGAACAACCAGUCGUGCAAACAAUCUGUCAGUCGAGCAGCUGCAACCUCGUGCACGGAAACUGCACGCAGGAGUACAGGGAGCAGAGUCUGAUCAUCAUCCUGCCGCCUAGCGACAAGUGCGUGCUCAGUACGUUCCUCAUCCCGACCGGCUGCGCUUGCCGAGCGACCAUCUUCCCGCCAACGUAACGCGUGUCUAGUCGUGACAGCCAGCGGCCCCGCGUGCGUGCAGCGUGCGUGCGUGCAGCGUGUGUGCGUGUUCAGCGUGCGUGCGGGCAGCGUGUGUGCGUGCA